GCCAUCCAAAAGGGGCACAUCAAUCUCGUUCGUCCAGUCCCGAAGCUACAGUAAUUUCCAUGUCCCGCUUUUCACCUCAACCGUUGGAUACGGUAGUUUCAUUUUUCACCUUCCGCUUCCCCUUAUGGGUGCAUGACGACUGGGGCCGAGGGCGUGCGGGGCCGCCUCUGGAAGGCAGCGACGGCAGUGAGCUCGCGUCGCCCUGCGUGAGAGGAAUCUCUGCGACGGUGAAACCCUAGGCCCAAUCCCCGCCUCCGCCUCGUCCCUGGCUCCUCCCCUCCUCUCCUCCUCUCAUAACAAGCGGCGGCGGCUCGCUGCGCGCGCUCGCCCCACCGUCGUGCCUCCCCCCUCGCCCCUCGCCCCUCCUCCUCCGAGACCCCGAGCCGCCGUUGCGCCUCUCUCCCUCGACCUACCGAGCGCCGGAGGUGGAGGAGCAGCGAGGGGCGGCGCUGGGACGGAGGUGAGACCAGGAGCUAGAGGCGUGGCUGCAGGGAGGAGGGAAGAGGCGCCGUCCAUCGCUCCGCUGCGCCGGCGUGCGGCGAGAUCAAGAAGGAGGGCGGAUGGUUGCGGCGACCGGAGGCGCUGGGCGCGGCCGGAGACGGGCCGACGCGGGGCGGAUCUGCGGCGGCGACGACCGGAGGUGGCGGUGGCGGCGGCGACCGGAGGCGCCGGGCGCGGCCAGAGACGGGCCGGCGCUGGGCAGAUCCGCGCCGGCGACAACCGGAGGCGACGAGGACAAAGAUCCAGGUCGGUGCAUCUUCCCCUCGCUUUUCUCUCGCCACCAAGGGGGUGCUGCAGGCGGGCGUGCAGGGCGAGCUGUGGCGCCUGAGCGACGGCGCUGGGAAGGUGGCCGGCAUGAUCGGGUGGCUGCCGGAGAAGGCCGUCACGUUCGUGGACAACCACGACACCGGGUCGACGCAGGGGCUGUGGCCGAUCCCGGCCGACAAGGUCAUGCAGGGCUACGCCUACAUCCUCACACACCCAGGGCUCCCCUGCAUCGUAAGCAUCAUCUCUCCCUUUACAUAAGGCUCUCUCAGGUCUUCACCCAGACAUUCUUGUGACGUGUGUGCGUAUGCAAUGCAGUUCUACGACCACAUGUUUUCUCAUUUUUGUUUAUGCAGAUUUAUCCAAACCAUUGCAACACUUGUGAGGAGUAAAAUGGACAUUUUCCUUGUAAAUAUGAAGUUUGUUCAUCUCUACUCACUAUUAAUGCAUGAUAAAAAGAGAUAUCCAGUACAUUGUGAUAAACAAAACAUAGAUCAAAGUUGUAUCAGAUGCUGGGAACUGCAGUAGACUUUUAUCAUAUUAUUAUGAAUGUCUGCCAUUUUAUCAUAGUUUCAUGUAGACUCACAACACAGCAUUACAGCCUGGACCUAGAAUUUAGAUGUUUAUUUUCCAAAGUUAUUCAGAAAUUGUGUAGCUAAAAUGUAUCAAGCAGACAUGUUAUUCAAAAAUGUUGACCUUAUCUUGCGAGUUGGCCUAGCAAUCCCCGAAACGUUUGAUAGUUCUGCUUCCAAUUCUUUUUUCAUUGUAUCUCUCAUUUUCUCGAACAAAAUUGACUUAACAGGCUCCUUGCCAAUCCAUCGACAAAGUUCAAGCGUCAAACCCUUGGAAGAAGCCCGAACGUUCUGAUCUGGAUGAUCAAAUAGCUCAGGAAGCAUCUUUAGAAUCUUUUUGGGUGGUACAACCUUAGCUCCGAAUUCACUGGUAGGAAAAAAGUAG
Lolium perenne is the source of this 1722-nucleotide messenger RNA. RefSeq lists its product as uncharacterized. The record is from RefSeq and is a predicted model, not a curated record. Lineage: Eukaryota; Viridiplantae; Streptophyta; Magnoliopsida; Poales; Poaceae.